Molecule: messenger RNA, 3073 nt
Organism: Oncorhynchus masou masou (cherry salmon)
Lineage: Eukaryota; Metazoa; Chordata; Actinopteri; Salmoniformes; Salmonidae
Gene: exoc3l1
Product: exocyst complex component 3-like 1
Exons: 14
Coding region: 308-2653 (781 amino acids)
Biological process (GO): exocytosis; exocyst localization
Cellular component (GO): exocyst
Molecular function (GO): SNARE binding
Source: RefSeq, a predicted model, not a curated record
CACAAAUAAACAAACUCCCUUUAGAGGUAGCAGUUGUGAAACGUCCCUAGUUUGUCCCAGAUCUCAACAGCUGUGGAGGAUCAGAGGACUUUACUGGGACUUCGCUCCUCAGAGACCAAUGUACAGCUUAAGAGGAUGUGUCUGGGAGUGUGAGAGGAAGGCCGUCAGUACAAUGGUUAUGUGCCUUCGUUCCUCCACCCCUUCUCUCUCUUUCGGGCUCUGAUCAUCCCCCUCGUUCAGUGGUGUUCUGGCCCUCUGGGUAGGCCACUGUUGGUGGUGGACAGGCGGACCGCUGAACUGAACCUAAAUGUCAGACGGAGACAAGAAUGGUGGUGACAAACCUGAAGCGCUCCCAGAGGUGUGGCCAGAGGCGGAGAGGGCAGAGAGCUUGGCCAGGGGCGCGGCCCUGAAGUGGGCAUCGGGUGUGUUCUGUCGCCCUGAGCAUCUGGAGAGGUUAGGACAGUACCGCAAAAGGGAAAGCCAGAGGACCUCGUCCAUCCAGUCAAGACUCAAGUCAGUGGUCCAGUCCUACCUAGAGGGGGUGGGCUGGGGUCUGGAGCAGCUUCGUGAGGCCCGGGAAGAGCUGAAAGAGGUGUCCCGUGCCCUGGGGAAGGCAGGGGUGGAGUCCAGCAGAAACGCAGAGGGAGUCAAGGCUCUGGAGAUGAUGCGAGAAGUCUCUGUCAAUCACUGUCAACUCCUUGCUGCUGUUAGCAACCUGCCACGCCUCUACUCUGUACAGAGCAUGGUAUCGGAGACAGAGAGGCUGGUAGAAUCUCGCCGGCUCCUGGAGGCCCACGCACGUCUGAUGGAGCUGGAGUGCUGGCAGGAUGACAUCCUGUGGCAGCUCCAUGGAGCAGGGGCCCCUGGGACAGCCCUCAGUGCCCAGGAUGAGGAGCUGGUCAGGAACUACUUCUCAGGCGUUGGAAAGCUGGUGGAGGCUCUGGGGAAGGAGCUGUGGGCAGUGGUGGGGAGUGGACUGGCUUUAGCCCGGCAGAACCCUACGCCGUUUGUGUCUGCUGUGAGGAUUGUGGAGCGAGAGGAGGCACUGGAUCAGGCCAUGCUGGAGGAGAGAGGAGGUGUAGGGGGGCACAGCAGGCCUCUUCCCUCUGGACGGCCACGCUGCUGGAGGGAGCGCUUCUUCCAAGUGUUGGAAGAGGCAGUGUCUGCACGUUUCCGUAGCGUCUCUUACCUGCACACCCGUGGGCCUGGCCUUGCAGGCCACCUGUCUGCCCUACAGCACGGAAUCAUGGGAGACCUGGCCACGGUGCGCCACCUGCUGGACCACUGCGUUCCGCCCCACUAUAACCUGACCAGGGCCUACCUCCGGGCCUGCCACCGCUGUCUACAGUCACACCUGGGCCAGGUCAGCGGAUGGGAGCUGGAGAGCGGGGAGAUCUUUGCUGUUCUUAACUGGGUUCUACACAUCUACAACAGCUCAGAUAUGAUGGGGCAUCCAGACCUAAUGGUGGAGUUGGAGUCAGAGGAGCUGGGACCCCUGAUCUCCCAGGAGUGUCUGGAACAGCUGCAGAACAAAUACGUACACAGUGUGCGGAAAAGUGUGUCUGAGUGGAUGCAUAAGGCCCUGGAGGUGGAGCUUACAGACUGGCAGAGAGACCAGGAACCAGACACAGACCACGAAGGCUUUUACCUCACCAGCCUGCCAACCAUCAUCACACAGAUGCUGGAGGAGAAUGCACGGGUGGCUCUGAUGGUUAGUGAAUCACUUCGGGAUCAGACCAUACAGAUGGGGCUCUAUGAGAUGGAGAACCUCCUCAAUAGGUUUCGGGAGGCUCUUGUGGAUUUUGGGAAGGAGCACCGCAGGGAUCAGAGCACAAAUCAAAACAAGUUCUACCUCCAUUAUCUACUGGCCUCUAUAAGCAACUGCAUCAUCCUCAAGACCUCCACAGAGAGUUUGCAGCAGCAGCUCUCGUCCCGUUCAGCCAGCCGGUUCUCCCGGACUCCCCCCGGCCCCCUGGCUGCUCUGGACCGAGCAGUGAGGAGGGCCUGCCGCCUGGUGAUGGACCAGCUGCUGCUAGAGCUCCAGCCCUUCUUGCAGGGACUACUGUCUCGCUCCUGGCUGGCCCAGGGAGACGUCACGGUUACCCUGAAGUUAUGUGGUGUCCUGGAGCGCCAUUUUGAGCUGUAUAGUCGUGUUCGCCCACCUUGCCGGCAGCGUUUGCAGGAAGAGUGUCAGUGGCUGACGGUGGUGGAGUAUGUGAGGGUGUUGAUGCAGAAGAGGCUGGUGUGUCGGAAUGCAGAGGAGCGGCGCCAGCUGGCCCAGAGAAUGGCACUGGAUGCCCAGCAUCUGAGGGAUCUCUUCCAGGGCCUGGUGGAAGUGGAGGGAUCAGUGAGUGAGGUGAACCCAAUGGCCUUACUGCCUGUUCUGGCUGACUUCAUCCGGCUUAAAGACCCUGGCAUGCUUACGCUUGAGGUGUCUGGACUGGUGGCCAAGUACCCUGAUAUCAGUGAUGAGCAUGUGUCAGUGUUGCUGGAUGUUAGGGGAGAUGUUUCCAGGGAUGUGAGGGGUACAGUUCUGGACCUCCUGGAGCAGAGCACUCCUCCUCUUCCUGCUGGCUACCGACCCAUCUUCUCUGACAUCCUGGUCCCUACUCCUAGCAUGCCAUUCUGUCUACCUACUGCCAAGUGUGCCUGACUACAAUUUUGCAGCCUUUAAAUCCACACAACACACAGCUUGUGAUUCAUAAAUUAUAUCAACUUUAUAAUACAUCCAUCCAACGCAUAGUGGAUUGUAUAUCAAGCUUGAUGGUCUGCAGAGUUCAAAUCUAUGUUUAUUGGUCUUGUACACAGUUUAGCAGGUGUUAUUGCAGAUGCAGUGAAAUGCUUGUCCAGCUUCACAGGGUGGUACUAUGGAUAUUGUCUGGUGAGAUGGUCUUAAUGAAUACAUUACAAUUCCAAUGUAAAUCAAUCCGUUUGAUGUUCUGAAUUGAUUGUUACCACAAGAAACUACCUACAGAACAUCGGGGGGCACCUGUAGUAAUGUGAUGUAUUUUACUGUAUUAUUCAUUGUAUGUAUAUUCAGAUGAACAAUACAUUCUAAAUGAAAAUCUGUGGA